AGAACGGCAAUUUUUUUUGGCCAGAAAAACGCGUUACUUCUUCCCAUCAAACGUCCGGGAAAGUCUACGCCACCGUUUUUUCUGUUUAGGGUUCCGACGGACAAAGAAAGUGAGCUGAUGCGUAGCACCAGCAAUUCAUCUCAAAGAGAGAGCUUCUUCUAGUUCUUCUAAAAUGGAAAACGCAGAACCAGAAGAGCCACAGAAGAAGAGGCCUCAUUUGGACCAUGUCGAGACGGCUCGUAACUCCACCUUUCAAAUUAACAACAAAUCGGGCAUGGGAAAGAAAAUGUGCCCAGACUUGAGCAGGGACAUUCUAUGGGACAUACUGUUUCGAUUACCCUUUAAAAGUCUGGUGCGAUUCAAGUGUGUAUCAAAGACAUGGGAUUGUGCUAUAAACGACCCAUGGUUUGUCAAAUCUCACCACCAGAAGCAAUCUACUAAAGCCAACAAUAAGAUCGUUAUCACAAAAGGGAGAAGGCUGUUCUUAGCAGACAUCGAGUCCCUUGACGUUGAAGAAUUCAUCGAUUUUCCUUCUGAGUUGCAGCUGCAAGGUUCGUGCAAUGGCUUGAUUUGCUUGACUGAUAGAUCUGAAUCUGAAAUAAUUCUAUGGAACCUGUUGACUGAAGAUCCCAAGCACAUCAAACCAGUAUCCCUUCAACAGGAUAGAUUGAGAUAUUCCUAUCAAGGAUCUGUUUAUGGUUUUGGAUAUGACUCCAGUAAUGAUGAUUACAAGGUGGUGAGGUUUUCUACUUUUUUCUACAUAUCUAGGGGAAUCACACCAAAUGCAUGGGUUUAUAGUUUGAGAAAGAAUGCAUGGAAGGAAAUUGAAAUCCCUCCAACAUUUGAUUUUAUAAGGGCGAGAAAUGGAGUAUUUACUUGUGGUGCUCUUCAUUGGUUAGGAGAAUCCUUUUUGGAGGACCAGAAAUUUAUCUUUGCAGUUGAUCUUGAAACCGAUAUAUUUCGGAAGGUGCCACUACCAGAUUCAUUGGUUGGUUUGAGAACCUCAUUGAACAUAGGGGUGCUUGGAGGGUGUCUAAGCGUGACAAGCUUGUUGCCGCAGCAUGGCGUAUGGGUUAUGGAACAUUAUAUGUUGAAGGAAUCUUGGACUAAUUUAUUUUCGAUUUUGGCCUAUAAAAUUGCACGGCCAAUUUCUUAUUCAAGGGAUGCUAGAAAAGUCCUCUUGCAAGAGGAAGGCAAUAUGCCUUACUGGUAUGAUCUUGAAAGGCAAAAUUUCUCUCAGCUUGGGAUUUGUGGUUUAGGAUGGGGUUAUUGUGUUGUUGAAAAUUAUUUAGAAACCCUUGUCCCAGCAAGUGGUUAUGGGAGAAAUUACACUGACCUCUGAUCUGAUUUUAGCAAUGGUAGAGGCAAAGUACUGCUAAGAGUAGUUUCCAAGAAAAUUCAAUGUAGCUACUGUAUUAGACUUUAAGAUUCUAAGUUAAAGUUGUGUUUUUGAAUUUUGGGAUGAGUCAAGAGAGAUGGGGUAAAGUGCAAUCAUAUCUUAGUGGAGUUUAGUGGAAUUUAUCAGACUAAUUAUGUGUAUAACCUUUUUAUGUUAGUGCCCCUAGUGGUGGUUCAACUAGUGAAGAACUUAGAGCUCUAGCUAGAAGGUCUCAAAUUUGUACUUUUGAGUCAAGUUGGGAGGGAUUUGUGAAAAGGUGAGAGUUAUUCUUUCUUUUAUACCUCAUCAUGUAAUUACAUUGGGAAAAACUGCCUGGUAUAAUAAAAUAACCGCAUAUAGUGGCCAAUACUAAGAGGCUCCUUGAGCUUUCUAAUUUUCUGUACUUAUUUGUCAAUUCUCAUGACAAGAAAUUGGUGCAAUGUGC
Messenger RNA from Rubroshorea leprosula, 1823 nucleotides. The record is from the annotation of a GenBank genome assembly. NCBI's taxonomy places the organism in Eukaryota, Viridiplantae, Streptophyta, Magnoliopsida, Malvales, Dipterocarpaceae.